Messenger RNA from Pseudonaja textilis, 434 nucleotides. Lineage: Eukaryota; Metazoa; Chordata; Lepidosauria; Squamata; Elapidae. The record is from RefSeq and is a predicted model, not a curated record.
CUUUGAGGACGUGGCUCGAGGAGCCUUUUUUCUUCUUUGAUCUCUUCGCAACUUUGCUCCUCUGGGUUGUUGUUGUUUUUUUAAAAAAUUUUUAAUUAUUAUUUUAUUUAAGGGCCUUUUUUUUCCCCCUCCCCCACGCGGGGCGAGAGUGGAUCGUGGGAAGCGAUUCAAAGAGGGGCGCCAUGGCUUAUCCCCCUGGAUAUGGGGGUCCAGGCUCCAAACACAGGUCCAGGAUCCCCCCUGUGCCACAAUCUCCAGAUGCGCCGCAACUCUUCGAUGACACCAGCUCGGGCUACGGGCCUCCCCAAGCGGGAUACCCGCCCCCUGGGAUUGACAUGAGCUUCAACCAGAUUUUUGCCGACCCGGUCGCUAAUGUCGCUAUGGCUUACGGCUCCUCCAUUGCGUCCCAGGGCAAAGACAUCGUUCAUAAAGAG